AUGAAACUGCUUCUGAUAGCUGUUUUAGCAGUUUGCCUUGGACAGCUCCAAGCUGGUCCAGUGGCUAUACCAUCGGAAGGUGUCCCAUCGUCUGACGCUCGUGCCCAAUUCUUUGCCGAGUUUAAUAACCUGCUGGACGGAAUCGCACAGGAAGCCCUCGUAAGCCUUUCCACCAUACAGCAAAACGCUGACAAACAGUUCCGAUCGGUUGAAGAUGCCAUCCAAGAUCUCGAGACGCUUUACAAUGAGAAGGUCUUGAAGGAAAUUGAAAAGUACGAUGGCGCACUGGAUGAGCUGAAGUCGAAGGUGUCCCCAUGCUUUGCGGAAGUCCAACAGAACGUUCGCGACAUUGUGCAGAAUGCUCGGGAUAAGGCGGGACAGUGUGCCAAGGAAACGUUGGAUCGUGUGCACUUGAUCGAAAAGAAGAUCGAAGAACACAUAGAGGCUGGUACGGAAAAGGUGAAGCAAAUCAUAGCGAUCGGACAGAAGUGCCUGUCGGACAACACUUGGAUUGUGGAUCAAAUUAACUGUGCGCUACAGAACGCUCCUGUGGCGGUUGGCAUUGUGGAAGAAAUCGUUCGUGAUGCUGCAGUUCUUAUUGGACAAACUUCUCGAGAUGUGGCCGCACUGGCUAAGGACACUGAGCAAUGUCUAGCAGUGUCGGUCCAGGAUGCGGUGACCGAAUUUAACGAAAUGUUAGCAAAGGUCGUCGUAUGUUUGAAUGAAGCCGAAAAUAACGCUGUCGAUACAGUUCCGGAAUCCGGAAACUAAACCUAUGUAUAAUGUAAAGCA
Molecule: messenger RNA, 792 nt
Organism: Anopheles maculipalpis
Lineage: Eukaryota; Metazoa; Arthropoda; Insecta; Diptera; Culicidae
Exons: 3
Coding region: 1-771 (256 amino acids)
Source: RefSeq, a predicted model, not a curated record